AUGCAGGUUGGAGAACCACCAGUGAUCGAUUUCGGUCGUGAGUUGAGCCUUCAGUUCUCUAGACCUGGGAAACGAACUAUGACACUGACAAAGACGGUCCACAAAGCAUACUACGGCACGGAUCCCGAAGCUAAAGAGCUACUUGUGCAAGAAGUGCGGGAUGCUUGUAAACAGUUUGGCUUCUUCCAGCUCGUGAACCAUGCCAUUCCGACCGGUCUGCAGCAGCAAGUCCUUGAACAAAGUAAAAACCUGUUUGAGCUUCCACUAGAGACGAAACAAAAAUACGAUAAAGAGAUCGAAGGUCUCCAGCGAGGCUACGAGUGUCUUCGUUCGCAGAACUUCGAGAAAAGGACUAAGGGCGACCUCAAAGAAGGAUAUUACUUGGGGAAGAAUUUACCUUCCGAUGACCCUCUCGUGGUUCAAAGAAGAUUUGGCCAGGCCCCGAACAAAUAUCCGUCAGAAGUCCGCGAUCCAGAGAAGUUCAAAAUUGUUAUGGAAGAAUAUCACACUGUUAUGAGCACUUUCGCAACCCACAUCAUGGAAGUCAUGGCGUGUACAUUGGAUUUGAAGAAGGACUUCUUUGAUGAUUUUUGCGACCAUCCGGUUGCAGUGCUUCGAUUGCUGCAUUACCCACCGCAGGAUCCAGCUACAGUGGAAACUGAGAGAGGUAUCGGCGCCCAUACCGAUUUCGGCGCAGUCACCAUGCUUCUACAGGACAAUACUGGCGGGCUCCAGGUAUGGAACAACAUAUCGUCUGAAUGGGUCGAUGUGACCCCACUUCCCGGAGCUUACGUGGUCAACCUUGGGAAUUUAAUGAUGCAAUGGACGAAUGAUCGCUACUUGUCAAAUCUUCACCGGGUCAUUAACAAAAGUGGAGAUGAGAGAUUCAGCAUCCCCUUCUUCUUUUCCGGCCACCCAGAUUUCACAGUUGAGUGCCUUCCAAGUUGCAUGGAUCCCGAACAGGGCGCGAAGUAUCCUCCUGUCACGGUCCAUGAUUGGAUGGUAGGCCGAAUUUCCGAUACCUAUGGCCUGUCGAAUGGGAAAGCCAUUGGUGAUUUACGACAAGAGCUUGCGAAUAGUACGGAGGCGAGGCAAUAA
Penicillium pulvis is the source of this 1098-nucleotide messenger RNA. Its product is annotated as isopenicillin N synthase family dioxygenase. The transcript has 3 exons. Gene Ontology annotation, molecular function: dioxygenase activity. NCBI's taxonomy places the organism in Eukaryota, Fungi, Ascomycota, Eurotiomycetes, Eurotiales, Aspergillaceae. The record is from RefSeq and is a predicted model, not a curated record. Bases 1 to 1098 code for a protein of 365 amino acids.